Molecule: messenger RNA, 1924 nt
Organism: Meleagris gallopavo (turkey)
Lineage: Eukaryota; Metazoa; Chordata; Aves; Galliformes; Phasianidae
Source: RefSeq, a predicted model, not a curated record
AGAUGUUGUGCAAUUUCAAGGCAACUGCUCUGGGAAGCAGAAAGGUCGUACAAGGAAUGGAUAGUAAACAAAGAAUUAAAAAUAUUUAAUAAAUUGUAAAGUAGAAAUUUCACAAUUGUGUCUCUGUCAGCUAGACUUGAAGGAAUUUGUAUGGCCAAAUCAAGGAAGGAAUCAGACUGCCAGAUGAAAUUUCUCAAGUUAUGAGGAACGUUUGUCUGCUGCUGAACAGACUUGGUACUUUUUAUUUCAUUUGGAUUUCUGCUGCAUAUUGUUCUUUCUCAAAACAUUGUCAAGACCUAUGUACAAGUAACCUGGAAGGAGAACUUGGAAUUGCUAACCUUUGCAAUGUUAGUGACAUCAAUGUGGCAUGCACACAAGGAUGUCAGUUUUGGAAUGCAACAAUGCAAGUCAAUUGCCCACUGAAAUGUAACAAGACAUACACCAAAGAAUGUGAGACAGUUUCCUGCAAGUUUGGCUGUAGUCGCGCAGAGGAUGCAUAUGGUGUUGAAGCACAGAACUAUUUGAACAAGCCUGGAGCACCAUUUGCAUCUACCAUUGGAAGCCACCAUAUCACAUUGGGUUGGAAGCCAGCUAAUAUCUCUGAGGUUAAAUAUAUUAUCCAGUGGAAGUUCCAUCAGCUCCCUGGAGACUGGAGAUACACAGAGGUAGUAUCUGAAACUUCAUAUACAGUCAAGGACCUUCAAGCCUUCACAGAGUAUGAGUUUCGAGUAGUUUGGAUCAUAACCUCUCAGCUGCAGCUCCAUUCUCCAUCAAGUCCCAGUUACCGGACCCAUGCUUCUGGAGUUCCUACUACAGCUCCCAUCAUUAAAGAUAUUCAGAGUUCAAGUCCAAACACUGUUGAAGUUAGUUGGUCUCCACCACUUUUUCCCAAUGGAUUGAUUGUUGGAUACAACUUGAUACUGACCAGUGAGAAUCACGAACUGUUGAGAGCAUCAAGAGGGCACAGUUUUCAAUUCUACUCUACCUUCCCAAACAGCACGUACAGGUUCAGUAUUGUAGCUGUUAAUGAGGCUGGAGCUGGACCCCCUGCAGAAGCCAACAUCACAACACCGGAAUCCAAAGUUAAGGAAAAAGCAAAAUGGCUCUUCCUAUCCAGAAACCAGUCUUUAAGGAAAAGAUACAUGGAACAAUUCCUUGAAGCAUCCCACUGUUUGCAAAAUGGUACAAUACAGCACAACAUUACAGGAAUUUCUGUGAAUGUUUACCAGCAAGUUGUCUAUUUUUCUGAGGGGAAUUCCAUCUGGAUGAAAGGAGUUGUGGAUAUGUCUGAUAUAUCUGACCUAACACUCUUUUAUACUGGCUGGGGCAACAUUACAUCAAUCUCAGUAGAUUGGCUUUACCAGAGAAUAUACUUUGUCAUGAAUGAAAAGGUAAUGCUCCGGGGCAUUGUUAAUUUCUUAUUUCAUUGAAACAAAUCCUAUAAUUAAUUUUAAAUGAGAAAUUCUGAUUUGUAAGUAUCAUGCACAAAAUAUAAUGACAGAAAUAGAUUCUAAACUUCAACCCACAUAUUCCAAGUUUUAAAAAGAAAAGAAAAAGAGGAAUCAGGUCAUAUUUAAAGCAAGCAAGCUACAGAGAACUCUGACUCCUUGUCUAAUUUUUCUCCUCAGGACAGAAAAAGCUUUCAUUUCAACUGCUUUAUUUUUGAGACAGACUUCAUACCCAGCCUGUGCCCAAAACGAAUGACUUUGCUCCUGUAACUUGUUUCUCCAUCUACCUUGUUCAGUUCACACUCUUCUUCAGGAAGGUGGAGUGUGAUCACUGCUCAGAGAUUAUAAUACUCUUCACAGAUAGCAAAAGAAGUUCAAGAAAGAAGGUAUUUCAUACUACUGAUGACAGCUGAGGGUACAACUGCUUCAAUCUGAACAUGAGCCAGCAGUGUGCCCUUGCAGCUUUGAAGGCAAAU